UGUUUGGGCAAAUCAAAUAAGAAAUUUUUAACUGGAAAUUACAAACUUUAGAAGCCUUUUUGUACCUUGAAUACACUACAAGUUUCCAUUUCCUGCUGUGCAGGACAAUUCUCUGCAACAAAAGUGAUCCAUUUAAGAUCUUACAUCUGUAGCUACUUCUGUUAAGUAAUUUAGUAGUAGGUUAACAGGUGCGUUCAUUCCGGAGCAAGAGGCCUGCAUGCGUUCAGUCUGAAUAAUGCCUCUUCUCCCUUCUCAAGAACCAACCUGUUUUACCACUUUGAAAUAGGCCCAACUACACCCUGAUGACAUGGAGCUGUCAGCUGAUCUUCACACAAUGUUUAGUUCUGUUGGUUCAUGUCUUCACGCAGUAGGCUAGGCACACUCACACUCAUUGCUACAGUGCUAUAGGCUAUGUUGUUGCUCUCCAUCUUCUAGACUUCGGCUCCUUCUUGUGUAAGGGAACGUUUUCAGAUGACGGAAGGAAGGAUGAAGGCAGACCAGGAUGCUCCUCCCCCCUCCCCCGGAUUGGAGGGUUUAGCGAUCCGGUGUCGGGAAGUGUGUCGGUCGUACGGGAAACUCAAAGUCCUGAGUAACCUCAACUUGACCGUGUCACAGGGACACAUCUACGGCCUGCUGGGUCCGAGUGGAUGUGGGAAGACCACGCUGUUGAAAUGCAUUCUGGGAACACUGAAGAUCUCCCGAGGGCACAUCAGCGUGUUGGGGAAGCCGCCCGCAUUUCCUGGACACCAGGUCCCUGGGAGGAUGGUGGGGUACAUGCCACAGGACCUGGCGUUGUACAAUGAGUUUUCUAUCAGUGACACUCUGACGUUCUUUGGACGGAUCCACGGCCUGUCAGCUACGGACACCCAGGCACGCAUGGACUUCCUGGUGGACUUCCUGGACCUACCUCACAACAGCAGCCUGGUUGGAAAACUCAGCGGAGGGCAGAAACGGAGGGUGUCUCUAGGAGCAGCCUUACUUCAGAACCCCCAGUUAUUGAUUCUGGAUGAACCCACAGUCGGGGUGGACCCUGUGCUGAGAGCCAAGAUCUGGCAGCAUCUAGUAGAGAUUGUGAAAACUGGAAAAGUAUCAGUCGUCAUCACCACUCACUACAUCGAGGAGGCCAGGCAAGCCAAUGUGGUGGGUCUGAUGAGGAAUGGCCGAAUGUUGGCAGAGGGGGAACCAGAAACCUUGAUGAAACAGAACACUGCUGUGACCCUGGAGAAAGCCUUCCUGCAGCUCUGUGAGACCUCAGACCAGGUGGGCUCCAAACACAGCACCUACCCUCUGGGCGGGGUACUAGAGAGCGGCCAAUCACUCGAGAGCGGCCGGGAAGAGAGUCAACCAAUCCUGGGAGUCGGGCCGGGACCAGUUGAAGAGCUUCCCAAAUACUCAGCGGACUGGAAGGUACGAGUCAGGCAUGUGAUGCCAAAGUGGAGGAACAUCGCAGCUCUGAUUAUCAAGACCACGGUGAGGAUGAAGAGAAUGCCCGGGUCCCUGUUUUUUCAGUUCCUGCUGCCAGUCAUGCAGAUCUCUCUGAUGUGUCUGUGUAUCGGAGGAGACCCCAAAGGAAUACAGGUGGCUGUGGUCAACAAUGAGACCUCCUCCAGCUCCUUCAGCCAAUCCCUGCUCUCCUUCCUGGACAACUCCAGCGUGCAACAGGUGAACCUGUCCCACGCCGAGGCUUUUGCAGGGGCCUAUAACGGAGAGUACUGGGGCGUCAUCGGGUUUGGAAAGAAUUUUACCAGCUACCUGACCAAGAGGAUGGUCCAGCGCCAGGUCUCUAAGGAGGUAGUGGAUGGAGGGUCGGUACACGUCUGGUUGGACCUGACCAAUCGACAAAUCGCCUUAAUGCUUCAGAAAAAAAUUAAAGAUGCCUUUGAGGGUUUUGUCCAGUAUAAGAUGAGCAGCAGGUCUUACCUGCUCUCGCUUCCUGUCAAGUUUGAGGAGCCCAUCUAUGGCAGCAUGGACUCAGACUUCACCACGUUUGUGACACCAGGAGCCGUUCUGAGCAUCACAUUCUACCUGGCAGUGGGCUUGACGGCUCUGUCCUUCGUGAUAGAGAGGAAGGAGGGGCUAAUGGAAAGGUGCUGGGUCUCAGGUGUGAGUUCAAUGGAGACCGUGCUGGCGUAUCUCAUCUCCCAGCUGAUUAUCAUCAGUGUCCAGAUCAUUCUACUACUGAUCUUAAUGCUGCUUGUCUUUAAGAUCCCUAAUGAGGGGAGCCUGGUGUUGGUUAUAGCUCUGAUCGUGCUGCAGGGCAUAACAGGCACUUCCUUUGGUCUGGUCAUCUCAUCCGCCAUCGAUGACGAACAGAACGCCACCCAAGCUGCCCUUGGUAUAUUCUACCCCAACCUCAUCGUCAGUGGUAUAAUCUGGCCUGUGGAGUGCAUCCCCUAUCCACUACGUUACAUCAGUCUGGCCCUGCCCCAGACCUAUGCUUCUGAAGCCCUGCGAUGCAUAAUGUACAGAGGCUGGGGUCUCUCCAGGAUGAUAGUGUGGCGAGGCUUUGUUGUCACCCUGGGCUGGAACACUUUCUUCGUCAUCCUGGCCAUCGUCAUCCUCAAGCUGAGGAUGUGAGAUGCCUACUCAGGGAAGAUGUGUGCCUAUGUAGUGUAUGUGAGUGUGUGAGGGUUUUGUGUGGGAGUGUCAAUGUGGUGUGUGUAAGUGAGUGUCUAUAUGGUGUGUGUAUAUAUAGUCUAGUGAGUGUGUAUAUGGUGUGUGUAUAUAUCGUCUAGUGAGUGUGUGUAGGGUCAGUGCAGAUAGGGUAACUUUCCCCUUCAGUCACGUUAGUUUGGCUACUCAACCUAUCUAUUUGUCAUUCACAAACCAAUCAGAAUGCCUGAAAUGUGUGUCUGGACACUGCACCCGCCCACUCAGGUGUUAUGAAGUGUAAUCGCCGUCAGAAGAGUGACCAUCGUCUGAGGACUGUUAUUAUGGACAAUAACAUGAAUGGGUAUAAUACGUUUACAGCAGGAUUCUACUGUACUGCCCUUAUAACUCUGUAAUGUUAGUGUGUAUUCCCGAUACUGCUUUGCAUAUUGUUGAUAGUUAAUUGCCAUUAUUGCUUUGGUUGCACAGGUGUUUUAUGUAGGAGAUUUGUUGUACUGGUUACACAAGGGUCGAAUUGUUAAAAGUUAAGAAGGGGCGUGCUUUUUUGUAAAAGCAGCUGUUAAUUGGUCAGUUCUGAGGACUCCUAGGAGGCUUAGGCCUAUGUCCAGGGGGAAUUCAAACACAAUUCAAUCACAAUUCAGGUGUAUUCAGGAUGCUUUGAAUUUUGAAUGAAACCUCAAAACUAAAAGGACAAAACAAGCUACUUGAGGGGCAUUUCAAUGUUUCCUUUUGACUUCAACACUGUCCAGGACAUCAAAAAUUCAAUUGCCUACAAAAAUGUAUAGCCUCAUUAGACUUAUUUUCAAAGGCACAACUAGGUUGCCUGACAACUCAAACUGAAUUCUUCCGCCGCUCUAUGUUCGCUACAUACUUCAUUGUGGAGAAGGAACUAACGUCCGUGGGCAUGGCGUAGCUUUUGGCCAGAGCAAGGAUUUGGGGUAGUCAGGCGAACUAGGCGUAUGUGUUGUUUCAGUCCCAUAUGUCAUGUCUUUCUAGAAUGCCCUUUUAAGAAAAAUUCAUUGGGAAAAUGUUUGGUCUCUUUCUCAGGAGUUUCUUUUAACUAAUAAGAUUAAAGAAGUUUAAUAUAAAUGAAUCCACAAGUGCUACCCUACUAAACAUUUUCUUGAAGUUUAAAAAAUACUUUGAUGUUUCUUGUACCUUCUGUAAUGAUCAACAGGAGACUGCUUCACAUUUAGUUUGGUAUUGCUCUUAUACCAGGAAGCUGUGGCAAGAUAUCUGGAGAUUGUUUUUGAUCAUAAACAUUUCCCCUUCUACUUGAAAAUGUGAUAUUUGGUUUUAAAAGUAUAGCAAAGUCUUUCUUCUUAAAUCAACCUCAUUGUUAAUUUAGCUCAAUUCCAUAUUCAUAAAUGUAAAUGACUGAGUCAAAAACCUCUUUACUAUUUUUGAGAAUGAAAUUGAACAAUAUAUAAACAACAUUUCUUCUUCUGAUAACAAGAAAGCAACCAAAAGGUUGAAUGUAGUAACAAGGUGUUGACAUAAUGUAUGGUCUGUAUUACCCUGACUGUUGUUUGCCAUGUGUGGAUUCUCUGUUGUGUACUCUGUUUUUCUAUAUGGGUAUUUUUUUAACAAUAAAAUAAAAAAGACA
Molecule: messenger RNA, 4216 nt
Organism: Salvelinus fontinalis (brook trout)
Lineage: Eukaryota; Metazoa; Chordata; Actinopteri; Salmoniformes; Salmonidae
Product: ABC transporter G family member 23-like
Exons: 20
Coding region: 472-2577 (701 amino acids)
Biological process (GO): transmembrane transport
Cellular component (GO): membrane; ATP-binding cassette (ABC) transporter complex
Molecular function (GO): ATP binding; ATP hydrolysis activity; ABC-type transporter activity
Source: RefSeq, a predicted model, not a curated record